Molecule: messenger RNA, 2292 nt
Organism: Hippopotamus amphibius kiboko
Lineage: Eukaryota; Metazoa; Chordata; Mammalia; Artiodactyla; Hippopotamidae
Gene: TPD52
Product: tumor protein D52
Exons: 6
Coding region: 177-731 (184 amino acids)
Biological process (GO): B cell differentiation
Cellular component (GO): cytoplasm
Source: RefSeq, a predicted model, not a curated record
GUGGUUGGGUGACGCCCCGGGAAAGCGCUCCCCACCGCGCGCGGGCGGCGCCACCGCGCCCGACGCCUCCGGGGGAGGGGACUUCCCGGGAGCCGCCGGCGGAGGCCAGGAGCAGCGCAGCGCAGCGCGGCGGGCGGGCGGGCCGAGCGGCGACGGGCUGCCGGCGGGCGGGAGACAUGGAUCGCGGCGAGCAAGGUCUGCUGAGAACAGACCCAGUACCCGAGGAAGGAGAAGAUGUUGCUGCCACGAUCAGUGCCACCGAGACCCUAUCAGAGGAGGAAAGAGAAGAGCUAAGAAGAGAACUUGCAAAGGUAGAAGAAGAAAUCCAGACUCUGUCUCAAGUGUUAGCAGCAAAAGAGAAGCACCUAACAGAGAUCAAGCGGAAACUUGGGAUCAAUUCACUACAGGAGAUAAAGCAGAACCUUGCCAAAGGGUGGCAAGAUGUGACCGCCACGUCUGCGUACAAGAAGACCUCUGAAACCUUAUCUCAGGCUGGACAGAAGGCUUCAGCUGCCUUUUCAUCUGUUGGAUCCGUCAUUACCAAAAAGCUGGAAGACGUAAAAAACUCCCCAACUUUCAAGUCAUUUGAGGAAAAGGUCGAAAACUUAAAGUCUAAAGUAGGGGGAACCAAGCCUGCUGGCGGUGAUUUUGGAGAAGUCUUGAAUUCAACUGCAAACGCUAGUGCCACCACCACGGAGCCUCUUCCAGAACAGACCCAGGAGAGCCCGUGAGAUUCCUACCUUUGUUCUGCUACUCACUGCCAGAUGCUGCAAGCAAGAUCCAAGCACAUCUUGUCAACAUUCAUUGCCAUGAAUUUCCACCAGAUGUGCUUUUGUUGAGCUUUACAUAUUCCUUUGACCAAAUAGUUUGUGGGUUGAACAGCGUAAAAGUAUCUUCACCUCUGUUCCUGGGAAACACCCUUUAAUGUGCAUUUCAGGCCCUUUGUUUAAGAAAUAUCAUUAUAAAAACACAUAUAGUACCUGGGGACCCUCACUAGAAUGAUCUAAGAAGCUGUGGGUUAUCAUCAUUGCUUUCCUACUUUACAAAAUUGCUCUGAAUUUGGGAUACCCGUUUGAUCUUUGUCUUCUAUCCAGUUGUCUUUUUUCCUCUUUGAAUCUCUGUGUGUUUGAUUCCUAGAUAAGAUUGUUCUCUCAAAUCUUCUGUAUCCUGGUUAUUAAAAGUUUUGGCAAAAUGUUCUUUACCUCCAAGGGAAGAACUACCAGCUACAAAAAAUAUUUUCGAAUAAAUAUUGUUUUGGUAUAAGGUAUCUUAUAUCUUGGCUGUUUGAACACACCAGACUAAAUAAAUCUGUUCUGUAUUCAAUUUGUUAUAGUUUUGUAAGUGACAGCAUGUACAGUAAUUCAAAAUCCUAGGUGACUCAACAGCGGAGCCCUCACAUCCUUGUUUAUUACCAUCUGUGACAGUAACCAUUUCAGUGUCAUCGUUAUUAUGCCAUUUAUAGCUACUUAUUUUUCAGCUGAUUAAAAUUUUAGUUUUGGAGUAAAUUGUAAGAUAACGUUCUGAAUCAAGCAUAUUGAAUUAUCAGUGGGUUGAAAUAUGAACACUCGCCUCAAACAUUCAGUUCAAAAGCCUGAAAGUUUUAGAUCUAAGUAGCUGAAAAGUGCUAAAAUCAAUCACAUUAGGGGAAACAUUGUUGUCUUCAUUUAAUUCAUUUAGCAGCAUUUAAAAUAAGAAGCACACCAAGUUAUAAGACUAAUAUAACUUGAAAAAUUUUUAUACUAAGGGGUUGGUGAUAACUCCUGAGGAUUUAAUGCAUUAAUAAAAAUCGACUCAUCAUUUUCUCCUUAUUUGUUUUCAGUGUGUUAUAAAUUACAAAAUGAUACUGUAGACAUUGCCCCCUGCUUUGAAAACUGAGGGUCAGGGAUGAAUGAACCAAAGCCCCUGCAAGUAUCUGCAUGGAGGCCAAGGUACUCUAUUAAUUCUAAUAGCUACUUACUCAUCACCACUAUCUUUUCCUUAUGCUGUGUAUGGUUAUGGCCUACAAUGUUGUAUUUGUUAUUUAUCAAGUUGUGAUUGUUGUAGUAUUGUUUAUGCCAAAUGUUAAUUGCCAAGCUUGGAGUGACCUAAAGCAUUUUUUAAAAGCAUGACUAGAUUUCCUUUGGGAUAAAUUACCUUAUGAAAACCAAAUCUGAAAAGCUACAAGUGUUGAUUGAUUGUUAUAAAAUAACAUGCUGUCAUUCUUGAUUGCUGGAGCUCUUGUUAGCACUUCAGAUGCAACUGAAACUAUGCUCUAUUACAUGUGAAAAGCUUAAUAAAUUCUAUAUAUCAGUA